Molecule: messenger RNA, 615 nt
Organism: Laetiporus sulphureus 93-53
Lineage: Eukaryota; Fungi; Basidiomycota; Agaricomycetes; Polyporales; Laetiporaceae
Product: GAF domain-like protein
Exons: 3
Coding region: 1-615 (204 amino acids)
Cellular component (GO): cytosol
Molecular function (GO): protein binding; L-methionine (R)-S-oxide reductase activity
Source: RefSeq, a predicted model, not a curated record
AUGCCUCACGCAGAUUCCGCUCUCGUACCGCCCGGACUUGACCAACCGGCUUUUUGGAAUCAUGUGCAUGACCAAGUACAAUUGUUGCUCGACGGGCAGAGGGAUUGGAUUACCAACCUCGCUAAUGCUUCAUCAUUGAUUUACAACUCUUUGCUCGCAUAUGAUGCUCAUUUCGGGAGCGGACCGAGGGCCGUGAAUUGGUGUGGAUUUUACAUCAUCUCGCAACUAUUCCCGUCUCCACAGAUCACGCGGUCGCGAUCAGACGAGAGCAGGUUGGUUAACUCAAAUCGGCUGCUGCUGGGACCUUUCUGCGGCAAGCCAGCAUGUCAGUUCAUAAAUACGACACCGGGAAAAGCGCGCGGAGUGUGCGCUGAUGCAUUUCUAAAGAAAAGCGCAGUCCUCGUGCGGGAUGUGGGAACAUAUCCGGGUCACAUCGCAUGUGAUGGAGAAACAAAGAGCGAGGUUGUUUGCCCUCUCAUUGUGGACGUGAGCGGGGAGCAAACUGUGGUUGGAGUAUUAGAUUUAGAUUGUCUCGCUCCGGGAGGAUUUAGCGAGGAGGACGAGCAUGGACUGACGAGGAUUGCACGACUUGUGGCCAACGCGUGCGACUGGUAG